CUGCGAGAAUACGUCUCGGCGACGCCGCCGCACUACCAGUCCCCUCUCUCGUCGCCGCUUCCUUCGCUGUCAGAGUUCCCUGUCCUCAACGACUACCUCAGGCGGCAGUCAGUCGGCGAGAGGGCUCGGAGGGCUCCGAUAGCCCUCGAUCUGCUACUCCACCUCCGGAGGCACGACCUUGCUCCCGAAUCGAGGUCCUCCAGCAAGGAUAGAGCCGAUUCUUCUAAGCACCUAAGAAGAACCCUCGAGAACUGUCGAGAAAAUCGCAGCAGACGAAGCUCGCCCAGUGCCAGAAGAGGGGAAAAUCAACAGAGCACCGAUGAGGAGACCAAGAUAUCGAAUUUGAGGCUUCAAAAGUUGAUUCAGAUUAAU
Molecule: messenger RNA, 372 nt
Organism: Striga asiatica
Lineage: Eukaryota; Viridiplantae; Streptophyta; Magnoliopsida; Lamiales; Orobanchaceae
Source: the annotation of a GenBank genome assembly